UGGACGAGUACUUCUCUCAGGCUCGAGCGCCACCAGGGAUGUUGUUUGCUCCCGCGCAGCAUGGCCAGAAUGGCGGCCACAGUGGGCGGCGGUGCAACAAAGAAGACGCACAAUGCAAGCAGGCAAAGCAACGGGUGCAGCGCAGGACAGGCCCGAGCGAGGAGGGUUGCUUUGCGGAGGCCCAAGCUUCGCGGUGGCAAACGCGUGAUGACAAUGAUCGAAGGACGAUCGCCGAGAGGCACAAAGCACACAAUUGCAGGCCGCAUCGCUAGGCCCCAUCUGGCUGCACACCCAUGUCCACCCUCCGAGUCCCAGCCGCUCACGCCGUCCUAUAAAGCCCUCGCGUACACCCCGUCCUUCCUUCAUACCUCUCGCUGCUCUUCUCCUGCGCCACUCUCGUCGGCGCGCCACAUUAUUUCCCAAACCCACUCUAGCUCUCAACCCCGACCGAAAUGCCUCCUCGCGGUGCUCCCGGGCGUGGACGCGGUGCGCCCGUCAGCUUCAUGCCCCGUGGCGGUGCCGCUGCCCGCGGCGGUGGCCCCCCCAGUCUCGUCGGACGCGGCAAUGGAGCCGGCGCGUCCCCUGGGCUGCCCGCGCGCGACUCCCAUAUUACCACUGUCGGUGUGAGGCGCAGCGCGUUCGGCACCGCAGGCAGGGUCAUCGACAUCACCACGAACCACUUCUUGGUCAAGAUCCCCGACGCCAUCAUCCACCACUACGAUGUGGUCAUCCGUCCGGACGAGAAGACGCUCCCGGCGCGACUCAACAUGGAGAUUAUUGACCGCCUCCAAAAGGUCAUCGCGCCACAGGUCUUCACCCCGCGUGCUGUGUAUGACGGUCGCAAGAACCUGUUCGCCGCGCGAGAGCUGCCAUUCGGAGAGACCAGGAGCCAGGAGUUCGAUGUUAUGCUCGAGGAUCCCGCAACCUCCACCAGUGCCCGUGGCCCGAAGGUCUACAAGGUCAAGUUGACGCAUGUGGCAGAGAUCAAUCCCGAGGUCCUCGCGCGUUUCCUCAAAGGCCAACAGUCUCACGACAAUACCGUGCUGACCGCUAUCACGGCCCUCAACGUCGUCAUCCGCAUGGAGCCGUCCUUGAAGUACCCGUUCAACGUGCGCUCCUUCUUCACCAACCGCGAGACAAAGGACAUCGGCGGGGGCAUCGUGCUCUGGCGUGGCUACUUCCAAUCCGUGCGCCCAGCUAUCGGCAAGAUGCUCAUCAACGUGGAUAUCAGCACGGGCACGAUGUACAAGGAGGGUCCGCUGUUCAACCUCUGCCUGGAGUUCUUUGGCACGAGGGACCCCAGCUUCCUCACGCCGAGGCGCCUGACCGAGCGCGAACGCCUCCGCCUGCAGCGCUUCAUCAGCGGCGUGCGCGUCACUACGGUGACACCGGGCCAGCCGCCGUCGAACCGAUCGCCGCGCGUACUCAGAAAGCUCUCUGCUCAGGGGGCGAGCUCGCUCAGCUUCACAAACCGCGAGGGCAAGGCCGUCACCGUCGCGCAGUACUUCCGCCAGACGUACAACUUCCAGCUGAAGUACCCCGAUGUUGUCUGCGCGGAGGUCGGCAAUGGCGCGCUCAUCCCGCUCGAGAUGCUCCAUGUGCCCCCGGGCCAGAUCAUGAAGAAGCCGGUCCCCCCGGAGAAGACGAAGGACGUGCUCGAGUUUGCGACCAAGAAGCCGCAAGACCGGCUGCAGAGCAUCGCGAAUGGACUCGGGGUGCUGCAAUACGGCCAAUCGGAAUACGUUCGGCAAUUCGGCUUGGAUGUCGAUCCGAACGCGAAGCCCAUGAGACUGCAAGCACGCGUACUGAACCCUCCGACCCUGAAGUAUGGCCCUGGGUCGAAACAGCCCACAAUUGUUCCCCGUGACGGCGCGUGGAACAUGGUCGAACGCAAGUUCUGGCAGCCGUGCACGAUCACGCAGUGGAUUUUGGUCGUCUUCGAGCGAAGGAACCGCUUCGACGAGAAUAUCGUGCAGGACGUGGCCAGGAACUUCGUUGCCGCCUGCAAAAACGUCGGCAUCACAAUACAGAAUGAGCAACCGAUCUACGAGUGGGCGAAUCCUCAGUCCUCUGUCCAUGCGCAAUUGGCGCGCAUCGGGGGUCUGUGCGGCGCCAAGUACAAGACCAUGCCCAACCUCGUCGUCUGCGUGCUGCCCGAGGGAGCGACGGAUGUGUAUACCGCCAUCAAACAUUUCGGUGACAUUCAGACCGGUUGUGCGACGCAGUGCUUGAAGGCCGACAAAUGCAAGAGGGCCAAGGAGCAGUACUUCGCGAACGUCUGUCUCAAGGUCAACGUGAAGCUGGGCGGCAUCAACACCAUCCCGGAGCCUCGCUCGGUAGCAGCUCUGACUGACCCCCACAACCCCACCAUCGUUAUGGGCGCGGACGUCAUCCACCCCGCCCCCGGAGCCGAGGGUCGGCCGUCCUUCACUGCGCUAGUCGCGAACGUGGACUCCGACACCGCCAAGUACGUGGCGGACUGCCGCGUGCAGACGUCGCGUCAAGAGCUCAUCGAGGACCUAGGACCCAUGAGUCAGCGUAUGCUCUGGAGCUACAUGGACUACCGCAAAAACAAGGAGGGGAAGGCCAACCCGGCCCCCACGCGCAUCAUCUUCUACCGGGAUGGUGUCUCCGAGGGACAGUUCAAGCAUGUGUUGGAGCAAGAAUUGCCCCUCAUCAAGAAGGCCUGCGCCAACCUGAACAUCAAGCCCAAGAUUACCAUGAUCGUGGUCGGGAAACGCCACCACGUCAGGUUCUUCCCCCAGGGCCAAGGUGGAGACAGGAGUGGCAAUUGCCCCGCCGGCACCGUCGUCGACCGUGAGGUCACGCACCCGCUCGAACUGGAUUGGUACCUGCAGAGCCACGCUGGGCUGCUGGGCACGUCGAGGCCCGCGCACUACAGCGUCUUGCAUGAUGAGAACAAUUUUACGCCCGACAGCUUGCAGGCGCUCUCGUUUGCCCUUUGUCACGUCUACGCGCGCUCGACACGAUCCGUGUCCAUCCCCGCGCCGGUGUACUAUGCGGACAUCGUCUGCUCACGCGCGAAGAACCACUACAACCCGGAGGAGUCCAUGCACCUCGAGGAGAGCUCUGGCCUGCAGCAGGACAAGGCCACUGCCAUCGCGAACCUCUCCAAGUUCAAGAGCAACUUCAAGCCGUUGCACUCGACCAUAGCCAAGACCAUGUAUUUCUCUUAAGCUAUCAUCCCCGCGAGUCACUGAAGUGUAAAGGUCAACUGCUCUCCCUGUCGCUCAUUAUGUUUGCUCUGGAACCCACUGUUGUCUCCGUGUACCAUCACCCGUUAUGUAUCGCCUCCACGCUCCUUAACGCUGUAAUCAUACCCCGCGAUCGGUCUGGAAUGCUCAUUAUCCGUUAUUGACUCCUC
Rhodofomes roseus is the source of this 3385-nucleotide messenger RNA. RefSeq names its product argonaute-like protein. NCBI's taxonomy places the organism in Eukaryota, Fungi, Basidiomycota, Agaricomycetes, Polyporales, Fomitopsidaceae. The record is from RefSeq and is a predicted model, not a curated record. The transcript is spliced from 22 exons. Gene Ontology annotation, molecular function: RNA binding; protein binding. The coding region runs from base 453 to 3197 and encodes 914 amino acids.